GUUGGUGGUAGACUGACUAACUUUCAGACUCAAGAAUUUUGGUGGUAUCUUUUAUUGUAGACAGCAUCAUGAGAUUCCCAGUUGUGGUUGUGCUUGUCGUGCUGCUUAAUGUUUUAGUCUGUGAUGUUUCCACCUCUUCGGUUAAAGGGGUUUCUCAAGGCAAAGGCAAGGCUCAUCAAAAAGAUCAACAGAUCCAGACCAGACUCAUGCCACAGCAGCCUAAAGAUCCAUUGAGUGAAGAUGAUGUGUCUGCUACCACAGCACACACUCCCUUGGAUGAAGCCACGCCAGAAUCUACAGUGCAUAAUCCAGAUGUGGAUGAGGAUGAUGACCGAGGUGAUGGUGAUAAUAGCCAGGCUGUGGGAGAUGAUGGUCUAGAUGAUGGUGAUGAGGAUUCUAAUGACGAUUCCUCUGAGGAAGGUGAAGAUGACUCUGACAGCCAAGCUGAAGAGGGCCAAGGAGACAGCGCUGAGGAUUCUGACGGCCAGUCUUCUGAGGAUUCUGACGGCCAGUCUUCUGAGGAAGGUAACACCAGUGAGGAGGAUGCCAGGUAGUCCACAAAAUGUUCAUCGGAGACUAGAAGAAGGUGCUGUUCGCCCCCCUCAAAAUGCGAUGAGCGUGUCUACAAGACAUGUUGUCUGAACCGCUGAAUCUCUCAACUAACUAGACUGCUCCGUCCUAUUGUUGCCGCUUGACUUGUUUAAUGUAUGACCUUUCGGACAAGAAAUAAAAAGAAUAAAUCU
Engraulis encrasicolus (European anchovy) is the source of this 743-nucleotide messenger RNA. RefSeq lists its product as uncharacterized. The record is from RefSeq and is a predicted model, not a curated record. The coding region runs from base 69 to 554 and encodes 161 amino acids. NCBI's taxonomy places the organism in Eukaryota, Metazoa, Chordata, Actinopteri, Clupeiformes, Engraulidae. The transcript is spliced from 8 exons.